Lotus japonicus is the source of this 1756-nucleotide messenger RNA. Its product is annotated as E3 ubiquitin-protein ligase SP1. Lineage: Eukaryota; Viridiplantae; Streptophyta; Magnoliopsida; Fabales; Fabaceae. The record is from RefSeq and is a predicted model, not a curated record. The transcript has 11 exons. The coding region runs from base 286 to 1308 and encodes 340 amino acids. Gene Ontology annotation, biological process: protein ubiquitination; organelle organization. Gene Ontology annotation, molecular function: ubiquitin-protein transferase activity.
UUCAUUGAUUUUUUCAUUUUUUGUGAGGUAGAAAGAAAACCAAGGACCCUUUCUCUCACUUUACUCAUUGCAUCAAAUUCCCAUACCCUUUUCCCCCAAAUCCAAUUUUUCUCUCAAUCAUUCCCCUGUUGAAUAAAAAAAACAAACUUUGGUAGCUUUAUCCGAACCCCAAUUAAUCAAAAUCAAAUUUUUCGUUCAUGAUUUUGAGUUUUCCCUUUUGCAAACCUCAAAUUUCAAUUCAAGCUAUGAAUUUGGUGAGAGCUUAGGGUUUGAGGUUUGGUGGAGAUGAUUCCUUGGGGCGGUAUCAGUUGUUGUUUGAGUGCUGCUGCUCUUUACCUUCUUGGCAGAAGCAGUGGCAGGGAUGCGGAACUUCUUAAAUCUGUGACACGGGUUAAUCAGUUGAAGGAGCUAGCACAACUGUUGGAUGCGGAUAUAUUACCCUUGGUUGUUUCAAUUUCUGGAAGAGUUGGUUCUGAAAACCCAAUUAACUGUGAAUUCAGCAGUUUAAGAGGCGCAAUAGUUGAAGAAACAGCAGAGCAACAUUUUCUUAAACACAAUGAUGCUGGUUCCUGGAUACAAGAUUCGGCUCUAAUGCUAUCCAUGAGUAAAGAAGUUCCUUGGUAUCUGGAAGAUGGGACUGAUCGUGUGCAUGUAGUUGGAGCUCGAGGUGCCACUGGUUUUGUAUUACCUGUUGGAAGUGAGGCAUUUGAAGAGUCAGGUCGGUCACUUGUACGUGGAACAUUGGACUAUCUGCAAGGUCUUAAGAUGCUUGGAGUUAAGAGAAUUGAGCGGGUGCUUCCUAUUGGAACUUCCUUGACUGUUGUUGGUGAGGCUGCUAAAGAUGAUAUUGGGACCGUUCGAAUUCAGCGACCCUACAAAGGGCCCUUCUAUGUCACUCCAAAAACGAUAGAUCAACUCAUUGCAAAUCUCGGGAAAUGGGCAAGGUGGUACAAGUAUGCUUCAAUGGGCUUGACAGUGUUCGGUGCUUAUCUAAUAGCUAAACAUGCUAUUCGGUACAUCUUGGAAAGACAGCGCCGCAACGAAAUGCAAAGAAGGGUUCUUGCUGCCGCUGCUGCUAAGAGGUUGGGACACGAUAAUGAAGGUGAAAAGGCUGACGGCUUAGUAGACAGUGCUAAAAGGGAACGCUUAAUUCCAGAUUUGUGUGUAAUAUGCCUUGAGAAGGAAUAUAAUUCUGUUUUUGUUCCGUGUGGGCAUAUGUGCUGCUGUACAGGUUGCUCUUCACACUUGACCAGUUGUCCUCUUUGCCGGCGACAGAUAGAGAAGGUCGUGAAGACUUUUCGCCAUUGAGUAUUGUGCAUAAUACCUUGAGCCCAACUACGUAAAGCGACACGAAAUGAGGAAUCUUACCUCAAGAAUCCAAGAGAGACAAUUUGGUCAUUGAUAGUUGUAUGAUUUAUGCAACUUUCAUCAGUCAUUUUCACAGGCUUUGCCUAUGAGCAAUUCUGAAACCAACGGCUUUAAAAGAAAUAUCAAGCUGGUUAUUCACUGAUUGGUUCUUUUGGCAUAAAAUUUGUAAAUAUUUGUUAUCAGCACAAGUUGCAUUGAACUCUUUUCAACUAUCUUUGAACUUUCUACAUGAUAGAGCUUCACGGUACCACCUAAUCCAUAUAACUGACAUCACCUAGUGAGAAAAUGCUCGGUUGCUGUGUUACUGUUGGUAUUGUAAGGAACUAUUUCCUUAUAGGAUUUUUUCUAUACUUUUUAUUGACAGUUCUGAGAGAGAUGAUUCAACUUA